AUGCGUGCACCUACACUUAUCCCUGUCCUGCUCGUCGCUGCUUCUGCGGCGCCCGCGCUCGCUGCGCCAAUCCGCGGCGACUAUGACUCCCUGAUGGUCCGAGAGGUGUACCCAGAGGUGUACGAGCGCGAAUACCUCGAAGACUACUACACUCGCGAUGACGCAGGCGAGUCUCCCGAGGGCGGCGACGCCUCCGGAUCCGGAUCCGCACACGCCGCGGAGCCCGCCAGCUCUGCUCCGAAGUCCAAUGAUGCCGGCUCGGACCCCGCCAAAACACCCUCCGCGUCCGCGCCCACGAAGACCUCGUCCCCCGCCAAGCCGGCGAAGUCGUCUGCCCCGGCGAAGCCGGCCUUCAAGCCCAAGAUCAACUGGGGCAAAGGCAUCAUGGGCGAACUCGGGAACAGCUUCAUGUCCAUAUUUGGCCGCAGCGUGGACGACGCCGGGGUCGUUGAGGAGCGCUCGGUUGACGAUGAGGACUUCCUUGUUGCCCGCGAUUAUGAGGAGGACCUCAUGGCGCGUGAAUUCGAUGAGGACCUUUACGCGCGUGACUUUGACGAAGACAUGUUCGCGCGGGACUUUGACGAAGACCUCUACGCGCGGGAGUACGACGAAGACCUGUUCGCUCGCGAUGUCAAUGAGGAGCUCUACGCCCGCGAAUUCGACGAUGAGUUCUGGGUCCGCGACGAGACCGAGCCCCAACCUCACCCUCACCACCACCACUCCCACCCGAAGCCUGCGAACACUCCGACGCAGCAGGAUAAGGGAGAGCUGGGUGUCUUCCCCGAGAAGAGCGAGCACAAGCCGCAGGGCGAGCACAAGGUCCACUCGGGCAACUCCUUCAGCCAGGCGCAGCGCCCCAUGCAGGGCGUGCACCCCAAGCGGGAGUUCGUUGACGAGCUCAGGGAGCGCAUGGAUUUCUAUGAUGAGCUUGACUGA
Messenger RNA from Fomitopsis serialis, 936 nucleotides. RefSeq lists its product as uncharacterized. The coding region runs from base 1 to 936 and encodes 311 amino acids. The record is from RefSeq and is a predicted model, not a curated record. Lineage: Eukaryota; Fungi; Basidiomycota; Agaricomycetes; Polyporales; Fomitopsidaceae. The transcript is spliced from 2 exons.